GUUAUUGGUGAAAUGUGAAAAACGAAGUAGGAAGAAGGAGAGAUUGCACGGCCGUCACCGGCGAAGGAGAAGAGGAGGGGAGACAAAUGUUAACGUCCAGGUCUCUCUUUAGAAUUGAUCGUGUCCUUGGUUUCACGAGUAGAUGCGUAAAAUCCACUCCGGGAUCGUUCAGUAUCAUGAGCAGUGGUGCAAAAGCUGACCCGAGUUCAAUGGGAGGAUGCAAGAAGCAGAAGAUGGUGAAUCUUGAAUGGAGACGAAUCUCCACUCAGUCAACUUCAGUUGCAGAAGCUGUGAAUGAAGGCCAAGAAGCUCUGUGUAGCGCAUCGAGUGACGUUACUGUUUCUGAGGAGGUCACACAGUUUGUUGAAGGAGUGAAUGAAGGUUCUGGUAGUGAUAUCGGUUCUCGUACCUUGCGCGUGAAUGAAGAAAUCUCAGUUGUCACGGCUGAAAAGCAUUCAGUUUCCCUAGAGGUCGGUGCUUCUGUAAUUAGGUUCAUUCGUGGGAAAGAAGGGUCCACUCAAAAGACAAUUGAAGAAGAAACGGGUGUGAAAAUCAUUCUUCCAUCAUCGAGGAAGGAAGAUUGCAUCUCUAUUGAAGGUAUUUCAGUUGAGUGUGUGACUAGAGCUUCAGAAAGAAUAGAGACCAUUAUCAAUGAGGCUGUGAUGAGUCCGAGUCUCGACUACUCACACUUCAUAUCACUGCCAUUGGCCAUACACCCCGAGUUGGUGGAGAAGCUCGUGAAUUUUCAGAACUCUAUAUUGGGGAACAAUGAUACGGAAGUCUAUGGCCAAGAUGAGAACUCAUCUGAAAACGAAAAGGGCCAGCCGGUGAAUAAAGAAUCGGGUUCUACGGUUGAGAUGAAAGCUGAUAGUGAAACAUACCAAGCCAAUGUGGAUGUAAAGAGAGUACCUCUUGUUAGUUAUCUACCUAAGGCUGAAGGAACGGAAUCAUAUACUUUAUACGACUUGGGAAUCGAAAAAUCCAUUUUUAUUAAACCGAAAACCUUCCACUUGACCGUGCUUAUGUUAAAGCUGUGGAACAAGGAUCGACUGAAUGCAGCCCACGAUCUCCUGCAGAGUAUCUACCCAAGUGUGAUGGAUGCUUUGGAUAACCGCCCUUUAUCCGUAAGACUCAAAGGAUUGGAUUGCAUGAAAGGAUCUUUAGCCAAAGCCCGCGUCCUCUAUGCUCCCGUGGAAGAGCUUGGCAACGAGGGCCGGCUCUUACGUGCUUGUCAAGUUAUCAUUGAUGCAUAUGUGAAGGCUGGACUUGUUCUUGAGAAAGAUGCAAAGCAAAGCUUGAAGCUUCAUGCCACUGUGAUGAAUGCAAGGCACAGGAAAAGCAAGGAUAGAAGGAGAAAGAUGGAUACUUUCGAUGCACGAGAGAUCCACAAGAGGUUCGGGAACGAGGAAUGGGGAGAGUAUCUUAUUCCCGAAGCUCAUCUUUCGCAGCGUUUUGUGUUCGGUGAAAAUGGGUAUUACCAUUGCUGUGCUUCAUUACCAUUUCCUUCAAAAGCAGAAGCAGAAGCCUGAAAGGUUAAUAUUCAGUGGCUGAAAUUGCUGAUUAUGCAGAGACCGGACAUGACAUCGUUUUCUGGUGUUUGGUUCUGUGAUCUGUCUUGGAAGAGCAAUGUAUGUGUUUGGAUUGUUUCUUUUGUCGGAAUAUUUUGUUCGGUCUAAUUUAUUUUAGAUUUUUUCUG
Messenger RNA from Tarenaya hassleriana, 1696 nucleotides. RefSeq lists its product as uncharacterized. Gene Ontology annotation, cellular component: nucleus. The transcript has 14 exons. The coding region runs from base 87 to 1529 and encodes 480 amino acids. Gene Ontology annotation, biological process: regulation of DNA-templated transcription; DNA alkylation repair. The record is from RefSeq and is a predicted model, not a curated record. Lineage: Eukaryota; Viridiplantae; Streptophyta; Magnoliopsida; Brassicales; Cleomaceae. Gene Ontology annotation, molecular function: RNA binding.